This is a messenger RNA of Cimex lectularius (bed bug), 1050 nucleotides long. RefSeq names its product transmembrane protein 62-like. NCBI's taxonomy places the organism in Eukaryota, Metazoa, Arthropoda, Insecta, Hemiptera, Cimicidae. Bases 26 to 943 code for a protein of 305 amino acids. The record is from RefSeq and is a predicted model, not a curated record. The transcript has 7 exons.
AAAAUGUAAAUAAGAUUCAUUAUACAUGCAUGUAUAUACAAUAACAAUCAACCAGCACAUCCGGCAUCCGGUAUACAUACACAUAUACACAUUCACCAGAUUUAGAUUUGGACUCGACAUUUCUGCUGUUAAGGUUGCAGUUCUUGACGAAAGUGGACGGCAGAAGACAGUGAAACAAACGUUUUCUUUAGACGGCUCGAUGACAAUGUUUUCAGUACUUCCUCGUUUAAUUUUAAUGUUGAACUUCGGCUCUACGCUCCAGUUAAUGUUUGGGUUAGCAACAGUUUGCUCGGUGCUUCCACUUUGUAUUCUAAGAUACACGAAUAAAACUUCUGAUAAGAAAAAUUCGCUUGUAUCUCUUAAAAGCGGAAUGGUAAAAAACUGGGUCAGGAGGCUCUGGAUUCUUUCAAACAUCGACAGACUAUUCUUCCCGAUUGUUUUAUACCCGUUGUACUUAGCCGUGGGUCCUUGGUCAGUAGGAGAGCUGAUUGAAGGAUUUACCGGCGUCAUAUUCAUUUGGGGUAUUUUCAUCAAUGGUACUUACUUACCCGGCUCUUUCACGUACGGAUAUGGUUUUCUUCAGUUGUUCUUGUUCCAAGGACCACUCAUCAUUUUUACAGCUUAUUCGGUAGAUAAAAGGUUGUUUGGGAAAAGAGUUAUUCGACACAACAAGAUAACUAAAUGCGUCCUGUGCCUUAUAGAAUAUUUUCCUUUCUUGUUCAUAUUCGUCAGCCAAUUAUCCAUGACUUAUACGUUUUGGCUAGCGUACGGCACUAUGUCAGUGUUGCUUGGACCGAUGCGGAUUUGGCCUUUAGCCCUGACAAUUUGGGCGUGGUUCAAUGUGAACUCUAUGCCCCUGGCGAAAAUACGGAGUGCGGCGACGACGUGGACGAGGGCUUUGGAUGUUGGCCACUCAAUGACAUUUUCCAGUCCUGUGGCAUAACGGAAACGUGUUAUGAUUAAUGAAGGACAAUCCUAGUCAAUUCCACAUUCCUCUUAUGGAUCUUAAAUUCUUCCUACCUUGUAGUCAGUAAAAUAUUAAAUAGCAAA